This is a messenger RNA of Pseudogymnoascus destructans, 2421 nucleotides long. RefSeq lists its product as uncharacterized. The record is from RefSeq and is a predicted model, not a curated record. The coding region runs from base 1 to 2421 and encodes 806 amino acids. Gene Ontology annotation, biological process: tRNA splicing, via endonucleolytic cleavage and ligation. NCBI's taxonomy places the organism in Eukaryota, Fungi, Ascomycota, Leotiomycetes, Thelebolales, Thelebolaceae. Gene Ontology annotation, cellular component: nuclear inner membrane. The transcript has 2 exons. Gene Ontology annotation, molecular function: phosphoric diester hydrolase activity; GTP-dependent polyribonucleotide 5'-hydroxyl-kinase activity; ATP binding.
AUGGCAGACCAAGAGAAUGUACCCUUCGUUGCCCAGGAUAUACAAGAAAUCGGAAGCUUUCUCAAAGAUCUAGAGUCACAUGCCAAAAAAUGGGUUGGAGUGUCACGUUCAAAGAAAACGUUCAGUUGCAAGAAGAACGCCUUCAACGUGGAGAACUCUCCUGACAAGCUAGUUGUCGAUUCCUGGCGCUUUCAAGAAUGGGAUUAUAAGCGUGACGAUCUCCCAACAUACGCAAGAGGGCUGUUCACAUAUCACACCAAGGACAACCGCCCAGAGAUUGCUACUCGCGGCUAUGACAAGUUCUUCAACACGGAAGAAGUAGAAGCAACAAAAUGGAGCAACAUUGAGCAAUACACCAAAGGCCCAUAUGAGUUGAGUCUCAAGGAAAACGGAUGCAUCAUCUUCAUCAGCGGCCUGUCCGAUGACUCGCUGCUGGUUUGCAGCAAGCAUUCGACUGGGCCACGUGAGGACUCAAAUCUUAGCCAUGCCAUGGCUGGCGAACGAUGGGUCGACAGGCAGCUCAAGGCCAUAGGGAAGACGAGGCAGGAUCUUUCCCGCGAGUUGAGGAAGAGAAAUGCCACAGCAGUCGCAGAACUAUGUGAUGAUGAUUUCGAAGAGCACAUCCUUGCAUAUCGCGGAGAUUCUGCUGGGUUGUAUCUACAUGGAAUCAAUAUCAAUAUCCCGGAAUUCACAACUUACUCUGGGCCACAAGUCCAACGGUUCGCCAACGACUGGGGAUUCAAGCGUACUGAUUUUCUCGUUUUGGACGAGAUCACUAAAGUCCGAUCAUUCCUCGAAUCGGUGGCAGAGACGGGCUCGUACAAUGGACGAGACGUGGAAGGAUUUGUUAUUCGAUGCAAAUCAAAUUUUAGGUCAAAAGAAUACCAAGAUUGGUUCUUCAAGUAUAAGUUCGAGGAACCAUACUUGAUGUUCAGACAGUGGAGGGAAUGCACCAAGAUGAUGAUCAAUGGAAAACCACCUCUUUUCAAGAAACACGUCAAAAUCACCGAGGAGUAUCUGCUCUUUGCGAGAAAGAAGCUGGCUGAAAACCCAAAGUUGGCAAGAGAGUACAAUAGCAAUCACGGCAUCAUUGAGCUAAGAGUCGAUUUUCUAAAAGAGAAGAAUCUGAAGGGCUCAGACCUCAUCCGUCUGGAAUACUCAAAUGAGGGUGAAGCACCACAAGAUGCCACGAGGAAUAUCAUCCUUGUACCAAUUGCAACUAUCGGGUGCGGAAAGACGACAAUUUCCAUUGCAUUGCAACAUUUGUUCGGUUGGGGCCAUGUGCAGAACGACAACAUCCAAGGAAAAGGCAGACCUCCGAGGUUUACCAAGGAGGUUAUGAGCCAGCUUGAAGACAAGCCGGUUGUGAUCGCCGACAGAAACAACGCACAAAAGCAUGAGAGGAAGCAACUCAUUGGCGACGUGCACCACCAGUACAUAUCUUCGGCACGCUUAGUGGCGUUGAAUUUCGUCCAUGAUAGCGACUCGAUUGAGAAAAUAAGACAAGUCACCAUGGACCGCGUUUUUGCCAGAGGAGACAACCAUCAAACGAUUCAAGCUGCAUCCGACAAAAGCAAAGUGAUGGGAAUAAUGCAGGGUUUCAUCAACCGUUUUGAGCCACUCCGCCUGGACCAAGAUCCCGAUCAUGGUUUUGAUUCUGUUAUCGAUUUAGAUCCAACCUCGGACUCACGUCAAAAUUUGGAGACUGUGAUCGCCCGGUUGAGCGAACUGUACCCGAAGCUAUUCACCAAUAUGCCUACAAGCGACGAUCUGGACGAUGCUAUCGCUUUUGCUUUGAAUGAGUACAAGCCGGAAUUGAAGCAUGAUGUUUCUGGACGUGGGCAGAAGGUAAAGACAAACCAGCAGCCAAGGCAGAAGCCCAAUGUUCCUGCUGCACCUAAAAAGAAGGCCCUUGAAUAUAUUGCGGUCGACAUACCAACCAACCAGAUCCUGGAUGCUCUGGAGAAGACAUUUUCGGCUCAAGAAGAUGCAAAAGCGGCAUUCUUCAGACAGCUCCAAGAGACUCGCCGAGUUCAGCCAAAGUUCCAUGUCACAUUGAUCCACCGCGCCUCAGCUAGGCUGCAACCCGAGAUAUGGGGAAAAUACAAGGCCCUAUUUGAAGAACAUGGAGAUGAAGAAAAGCCGUUGGGAGAUUGCCAAAUCCAAUUAGAACGUGUUGUAUGGAGCCACAGGAUUAUGGCGAUUGUUGUCCGGCUUGUCACUGAAGGUUGGGAGUGUGUCAACACGGUUCCGCAUAUCACAGUAGGAACAAGGCUGGAUAAUGUCAAGCCCAAGGAGAGCAAUGAUCUCUUACAGCAAUGGCUCCAGGAUGGAAGUGGCGAACAGACUGGGAUUUUUGAGGCGGUUAUACAAGGAGUUACGGUUGAUGGCACGGUAUAUGCGGUUCUGCAGAAGCAUUGA